Candidozyma duobushaemuli is the source of this 1623-nucleotide messenger RNA. RefSeq lists its product as uncharacterized. NCBI's taxonomy places the organism in Eukaryota, Fungi, Ascomycota, Pichiomycetes, Serinales, Metschnikowiaceae. Gene Ontology annotation, molecular function: protein serine/threonine kinase activity. The record is from RefSeq and is a predicted model, not a curated record. The coding region runs from base 1 to 1623 and encodes 540 amino acids. The transcript is spliced from 2 exons.
AUGUCUGCAUUAGAUCUACCUAAGAUAGUCGAUUCCCUUCAACUGAAGAAAGUCAAACAAAGGAAUGAUUCACUACAACUUCUACGAUCCUUUUCAGUUGCAAAACUCAAACUCACACCGAGGCACUUUGUCGUGCUUCUGGAAGGGAUCCUCAAACUCAUCGAGAUAGAAAGAGACAUCUAUGGAAACAACCCAACCUCAGCCACCCAGCAACGUCUAUUGACAGCAUCCACCAUGCUCAAGGAUAUCCUUGAAGAAUCGUUGAAAAGAGGUCAACUACGAUACAAGCAUUGCACGAGCCUCUUUUCUAGCGUGAUUUCAUCAUUCUUCCUUCCAGAAACACACUCCAUUCUAGCACCCUGUGCCAUUGACUUCGCCAAGAUCCUCCAAAGCCUUCUAAGGGAACCGUUUUUCCUUACUCAUUUACCAAUCGACUCUUGGAACCGAGGCUACAAGUUUUUGGUCAGGCUGCUAACUGCUGCAUUAGACACCAACGAGCAUCAUGACUACCAGUUCUCUCACGAGUCCCUAUUAACUGAUCUACUAAGUUCAUUGCAUUGCAUUAUUGGAGGUGCCACCCAAGAUAUAUAUGAACCCCUCAAGAGGCUGAAGCUCUAUGUUCCAUUACGAAAGAUUCUCAGCGAUGUGUUCGAGAUUUAUAACAAACGCGAGAGCUCCGUGCUCGUCGAAGCAUUGAAAGUCACCAACAAGCUCUUGAUCACGUUAGCAUCCGAGGAUUUUAAUUUCUGUCAUAAAUUGAUUCACACAGCACUUCAACCAUUGAUCAACUUCGCUCAUACAAUGGUGGAUGGAAUUUUAACUCAGUUCGUUAUUCUUAUCAACCUCGAAAGCUUUCACAGAUACCUCAGCAUUGACUCUCUUCCUAAGCUUAUCACUAACGAUCUCGUCGAGGAUUCCAGUGAGGAAGAGGGUUCCACCAGAAAGCGGCUGGACCCCUUCCCCACCAGUACAAACCAAGGCGAAUCCACGACAUACAAUAUUGGAGUUCUUGCUCAGGCGCUUCUUGAUAGAAUAGCAGGCCUGAGUAACAAGCUUUUGGAAAGCGACAUAGAUUUCGAGGAAAAUGAAACUGCCAAAAGCUGGUUCGACUUAGCGUCAAUUCGUUUGAAGACUGGACAAGAUGUUCAAUGGCUCCUUCUUCGUGGCACAGUGAGACUUAUCGUGGCAUACUACAACCUUUGCAUGGAAGAGACAUACUCCAACUUUAACCAAAGCUUUCUUUCAAGUAAACUUAAGAGAGUGAAACUUCAAGGCACAGUUCUCAAUAUCAAAUCAUUUGAAAGUAUGGAUGCGCUCUUGAAACAUAUGAUUGGAUUCUCCAAGGAUGUAAGACUUCAGAUUUUAGGGCUACAACUACUCAUUUUUACAAAGGAUUCUCAGACUGUUGAUAAAUCACUACAAUUGGAUAAAAAGAGAUCGCACCUGGAAAAUGAUGUCACCAUGAAUAACGAUGAAACAACCAUCAUCGAUGUUCAUCUCGACGAAGAUGUAAACCCGGGUGAUGAGGACUGCAACUACUUAUCUCAGCUAUUGAAAUACUUCAACAAUAGGGACCUUACGUUCUGGUACUUGAGCUCGCUCGAUGUUACGACAAUCAGAUGA